This is a messenger RNA of Suillus subalutaceus, 258 nucleotides long. RefSeq lists its product as uncharacterized. The transcript is spliced from 2 exons. The annotation marks the transcript as partial. NCBI's taxonomy places the organism in Eukaryota, Fungi, Basidiomycota, Agaricomycetes, Boletales, Suillaceae. The record is from RefSeq and is a predicted model, not a curated record.
GUCAUCUUGAAUGAAGCUCAUCACUGUAAGUCCAGGACAAGUAAGACCGCACGAGCUGUGUAUGCUCUUCGUGCUAGACGUAGAUGGGCCGUAACAGGUGACUACACUGGUGUUUUUCAUAAUCAAGAUGCUAAAUCACGAUUAGGAACUCCCAUUGUCAAUAAACUCGAGGUCCUCGAUGUGCUUCUGCGAGUAGCAAAAUAUACACCAUGGUCAUUGUACUCGUCCUUUAGACUGGAUAGUAUUGUCCUCCUAUAG